Talpa occidentalis (Iberian mole) is the source of this 2580-nucleotide messenger RNA. RefSeq names its product transmembrane protein 223 (gene TMEM223). Gene Ontology annotation, cellular component: mitochondrion. The coding region runs from base 1 to 591 and encodes 196 amino acids. The record is from RefSeq and is a predicted model, not a curated record. Lineage: Eukaryota; Metazoa; Chordata; Mammalia; Eulipotyphla; Talpidae. Gene Ontology annotation, biological process: nervous system development. The transcript is spliced from 2 exons.
AUGGCGGCGCCCGGGGGGCUGUGGCCGGCUCGCCUGCUCGCGACCCUGCGGAAUCUGCCCGCGCGCCGGCCUCUGCACGACGGACGCCCAGCGCGCGACGUGCUGCUGUAUGAGCAUGAACGCGGCCGCUUCUUCGUGGUCCUCGGGUUCUUCUGCGCCGGCCAGGGCGUCUUCUGGGCCUCCCUGGCCGCGGCCGCCUGGGCCCGACCCCCGGCCGCGGCGCCUCCAGACCGCGGACGCUCGGACGUGCGCUCAACGCUCUGGCGUUACGGGCUGGCGGUGGGCUGCGGCGCCAUAGGUACCCUGGUGCUUGGUGCGGGUCUUCUCUUCUCCCUCCGCUCUGUGCGUUCAGUGACCCUACUGGCCGGAGGGAAGCAGGUUACCCUCACCACUCACGCCCCGUUCGGCUUGGGGGCCCAUUUCACGGUUCCCUUGAACCAAGUGUCCUGCAUGGCCCACCGGGGUGAAGUCCCUGCCAUGUUGCCUCUGAAGAUCAAAGGCCGGCGCUUCUACUUCCUCUUGGACAAAGCUGGACAUUUUCCCAACACCAAACUCUUUGACAACACUGUGGGGGCCUACCGUUCCUUGUGAAGAAACCAGCUGGAGUCACUCACCCCACCCAAAGGGGAGUAAACUGAAACAUAGGGUGGGACAACCACCAAGGCCACACUCAGAGCCAAGAUUAGCAGUAAAUAAAGGCAGCCAUCCCAAGGGCAUCUCCCUGACAGUAAGUUUUGAUGAAUGUCUGGUUAGCCUUCAUUCCCUCCCACUCCCUGGAACCUGAACUUUUAACUUUUAACAUCAAGAACUCAGUACCAUUAGGAAGAAAGUAAUAUAAUACUUUGGUACAAAAAGGAGGCUGUAGGAAGAGGAAUGGAAGGGGAAGAUCAUGUUUCCCUCGUGGAGGGAGAACAGGCUCCCAGCGUAAAUGGCCAUGCGGGGGCAACAGGAUUGCAGGCACUUGGGGCAUGGAGUCUUGGCUGCAGGAAGCACUCAGGUUACUCCUCAGGAAUGGGAAAGCCGCGGCCCAACAAGAGUGUCUGUCUCGGAGCUCCACACAGGGUCCCCCCUCUGCAGAGGAAGGUAUAGUGUGCUUUCAGACUUCCACUGCACGAGCUGGAGCACCAGGACCACACACCACAAUACCAGAUUCACCCAAGAAGAGGUCUGUGGGAGACAGGAACAAAGCAUGAGGAGUGGGGCCAUCCAGCUCACCCCCAUACCUCUCAUCUGUUUGCUGCCAGGCUGACAAGCCCUUCAGCUCCUCUUGGCCUCUUACUGGUAGGACAAACUAGGAGCACUCAUGGUUAUAGGUGUCUCUGAAUCUCAGUGUGUCCCUGGGUCUCCACCCGACAUUUCAAUCCCAGGACUCACUUCGGCAUUGUGUAGAUUGGAGUAAAAUUGCAAAGCGGUUCCAGGGGGUGUCCAAGAAAUUUUCUGGGCUUCAGAGCAGCUGUGAGGUCAAAGAGACAUUUGUGAGAAAGCAGGGAUAUAGUCGACACAGCUGCAUCUAGGUCCUUGGCCAUAGGAACCCUUGACUUGCAGAGGAAAGGUAGUCAGCCCCAGCCAGGCACCCCGCCCUCUCCCAUUACCUAGUUGUAGAGUUGAGGGAAAUGAUGGAUUUGCAGAGAGAACUGGUGCCAAACCGAAGGAUACAGGCAGACACUAAGAUCAGGAAAAUGGCUAUAGCUGAGAUGGCCAAUGCAAUUCGGAGCCCUAUAGGGCCUCUGAGGAGGAAGAGAACAAGCUUUGUAGUUGAGAUGGGCCUUCUCCCACCGCAGCCCCUGGCCCUCAGAGUGGGGCAGUCACCUGUGGGAAUCCUCGAUGCAGCUGCUGUAGGCCCAGAAGAACAGAAGCAGGAGACAGUAGAGGGCCAGAAGGCCAGAGGCCCCAGCCACAAAGUAGCAGAGGGAUGGGGCCGAGGGCUGGGACAAGGCCAAGGUGGAACCAUUCCUGGUGACCACACCAUAUAGGGGACAGCUGCCCCUGAAGGAGCCCUGUGGAAAGAAGCUUCUAAGUCUUAGAUUUCAAGUCUGCCUCUGCGUGCAGGUUCCUGGCAGAUGUAAGGGACAACGCAGGCCAAGGCCACCCUACAAAGGUAUCUGCGCACUGCCAGUUCGUUUCCUGGCCAAAAGACGCGUCGAGGGCCAGCUGAGGCGAUCAAACCUGCAAUGGCCAGAAGAAUCAAGAAAUAGGUGAUAGUGAUGGUCUCCCUUGCGUGCGGAAAAGCUAGAGUAAUCAAGACCUUGGGUAACAACGAUCUCCGAUGCUUUCUAAUCUAUAAAUUGGGCGUGGCUGGCAGAUGACGUGAAUUUGUAUUAGCAAGACAGCCUGGUUGGGGUCAACAAUGUAAACGCUACUGCGUUAGCGUUCUGUGUGCUGCAAUGACGUCUCCACCCACCAUGCUUUAUUUCUUGACGAAGUUCAGCACAAUUUCUGAUGUAAGGGAGGGAGAGCCCGAGGGUAUUUCGGUGUCAGAACCGGGGUACGGUUAUGCAGCGGGAGCAGUGAGACCAGGCCAGGUCUGAGGACUUAACCCCGUGGCGAAGAAGCGCCUUGCGAGCACCACCCGGGCGGGCG